Messenger RNA from Penicillium odoratum, 363 nucleotides. RefSeq lists its product as uncharacterized. The record is from RefSeq and is a predicted model, not a curated record. The transcript has a single exon. NCBI's taxonomy places the organism in Eukaryota, Fungi, Ascomycota, Eurotiomycetes, Eurotiales, Aspergillaceae. The coding region runs from base 1 to 363 and encodes 120 amino acids.
AUGGAUCCGCUUUCGGCCGGGAUGGCAAACUUGACAUGGGCGGGCUGCAUGGAUGCUAUACGAGAUGCACUGAAACUCCUAAAAAUGUUAGCGGAGGUCAGCAAUAUGGCAGAUGUGGGAGCACAGAGCCUUGUCAAGCUGAUCGGCAAAGUCGCCAAACAGCCGACCGGCGCCUCGCAAAUGGAAAACCCCUCCAAGCCAGAUGACGGAGCUUUCUCUCAAAUAGGAGGAAGUUCGACUGAAAUUCAUUUACCAGAAUAUUCAGAGUCGGAUCCCCCAGUCCCUCUGUCUGAGCGGGUCUCGGUUGCGGCUUUUGAUGUUGAUAUGAAUAUGAACUGGGAUGCUUUGGCUUCAAAUAUUUGA